This is a messenger RNA of Canariomyces notabilis, 1796 nucleotides long. Its product is annotated as cytochrome P450. The transcript has 3 exons. Gene Ontology annotation, molecular function: heme binding; monooxygenase activity; iron ion binding. The record is from RefSeq and is a predicted model, not a curated record. Bases 135 to 1796 code for a protein of 553 amino acids. NCBI's taxonomy places the organism in Eukaryota, Fungi, Ascomycota, Sordariomycetes, Sordariales, Chaetomiaceae.
GGCUCCCCCUUCCGUAUAUUAUGGUCCAGACCUACAAGAUACAGGGUCACUUUAGUGACAUUGCUGCAGUCUUAUUGAACACUUCCCAACCAGCUUAGCCGUUCUGUAGCGCUGGAAAUAGUUUUGGAAUCAACAUGCCGUCCAUUGCAUUCUAUCUGUUGGGGGAAAAACCUUCGACUGCUCGUGUCAUUGAUAUUCCCGAGGGCGUCGACGAGGAGAGCCUGCAGCACAUAAUUGCCUCUCAUUUUGCAAUUGUCCAGCCUCAAGGGAUUGGCUUCAACUCUCGAGAAUCGGUUCUCGCGUCCGUCGCAGAUGUUUUGUCCUACGGGCAGCAAGAUGCUGUUGCAAUCACCAUCGACGGCAAAGCUGUGCGGCCUGUUCCCGGCCCGCCGGGACUCCCAUUUAUUGGCAACUACCUCGAGAUAUAUCCCGACCACGUCGGAAACCACCAGCGGCUGCAUGAUAAAUAUGGACCCCUAAUCAAGGAGACCAACAUGGGCAGCGUGAUAUAUCAUACCAACGACCCGACCCUCGGCACAAUCGUGUUCAACGAAAGCGAUUUCUUCACCAAGAACAUCAUCCCAGGCCACCCUCUACGCCCAAUCAAGAACGAACAUGCCGGCAUAUUCGUGUCUGAUACCGACACUGAAGAGUGGCGGAUAAAUCACAAGUUCUUGUCGCCUGCGCUUGGUCCCAAGGCAGUGCGGCACUACCAACCCAUGAUGCAAAAGGCCGUUGAGGACACUUUCCAGGUAUUCGACGAGUUUGACAGGCGCGAUGAGGCCUGGAACGUCUGGCCAUAUAUGCUGAAGCUAUCGUCGACAAUCAUAGGCAAGCUGGUGCUGGGCUUUGAUUUCGACCAUUUCUCGUCUCCUGAUGCACCAAUGCAUGACGUGAUCCAACUCAUCGUCAAGUCACUUGAGCUUAACAAGAGGAUAUCAUCCGUGGGCCAGUGGUACGGAAAGAUGCCGUUUGGUAGCCCACUGAUGCUCAUGCAUUGCCGCUGGCGCAUCUUCCAGAUUGUGAAUCAGGCCAUCGAGGAGGCCUCGAUCGGCAUCGAGGAUCUCGAGCUUCAAGAUGCUGCUCUCAAGGCAAAGCAUCUAAUCGAUUAUUGCCUACGUGCCACGGAUAACAAGGGCAAGAAGAUGCGCCGGGAUCGCCUCAUAGAGCCUUUAGUAGUCACCAUUGCUGCUGGAUUCACCACAACGAGCUCACUGCUGGCCUGGCUCCUAUAUGCGAUAGUUACAUACCCCGGCGUGCAGGAUCGCCUGCUACAAGAGCUGAUUGACAAUGGAUUCCAAGAGGACACAAUAGUCACGGUGGAUCUGAUCAACAAGCUCCAUUUCCUUGACAAUCUCGUCAAGGAAACACUCCGGCGGCAUAGUCCAUCGUUCCAAGCGGCAAGGACGUCCAGGGUGGACAUGAUCUUGCCAGGUGGAUACAAGCUACCCAAGGACUCCAUCGUGAUUCCCGGUGUCUUCCACAUCCACAACAACCCGGAAAUCUGGGACAACCCGCGCCGCUUUGACCCGGACCGCUGGGAUUCCGAGGAGGUCAAGACGCGGCCUCCAGGAUCCUACAUACCCUUCGCGUCGGGCCAGCGCAUGUGCAUCGGUAACAGCUUCGUUUUGCAGGCGGUCAAGGUCUUUAUCCCCAAGCUCGUCUAUCGGUACGAGUUCAGCAAGGCAAAGGAAGAGGCCGUCGCGUACGAGCCCUUCUUCCAGCUUAUCCGGCCGACAAACUUGUACGUCCGCGCUGAGCGGAGAGUCAAGUGGCCUCCAAAGACAGAAUUGUAG